AUGACUUCUCCCGCCUUCUCCGAGCUCAUCAAGGAUCUGCAACAAGAGAUGGGCACCGUCACCGAGAUCAAGGACUCAAAUCGCGCCUCGCCCUUCAAGGACCACCUAAACAUGGUCGCCGAGGGUAUGGGCGGUCUGCAAUGGGUUGUCUUCGAGGGCAAGCCCGCCGACUAUGUUGCUGAGAUUCUGGGCGGUGUCCAACUGUUUGGAAACAGAGUGCUCAAGGAAUACAAGGAAAAGUCCGUUGCCAAUCCUCCCUCUUUGUCCACUUCAAUUGACUGA
Aureobasidium musti is the source of this 282-nucleotide messenger RNA. The record is from the annotation of a GenBank genome assembly. NCBI's taxonomy places the organism in Eukaryota, Fungi, Ascomycota, Dothideomycetes, Dothideales, Saccotheciaceae.